This is a messenger RNA of Suricata suricatta (meerkat), 2271 nucleotides long. It is a transcript of the gene SNX11, whose product is annotated as sorting nexin 11. Bases 221 to 1033 code for a protein of 270 amino acids. The record is from RefSeq and is a predicted model, not a curated record. Gene Ontology annotation, biological process: intracellular protein transport. The transcript is spliced from 8 exons. NCBI's taxonomy places the organism in Eukaryota, Metazoa, Chordata, Mammalia, Carnivora, Herpestidae. Gene Ontology annotation, molecular function: phosphatidylinositol binding.
AGAGAUCUUCCGGUAUACUGGAAAGAAUUGGGAAAGUUGUUUGCUCUGCUAAUUUUGUGGCAUAAAUGAGCUCCCCUUCUCUUGAAACAUUAGCCUUGUGUUAGCAAAACAUAAAAUACAAGGAAGCUCAUUACACAUCUUCUAAUGGAGCCAGCCUGGAUCAUUUGUUGGCAGUACAUAUUGGCUGAAGUCAGUUUUCAUUUCAAGAUGUUUUCCUCCAAUGGGCUUUUGGUGUAGGAUGUUGGAAUACCAAGAGCAGGAGGAGGUGAUCACUGUGCGUGUUCAGGACCCCCGCGUGCAGAAUGAGGGCUCCUGGAAUUCUUAUGUGGAUUAUAAGAUAUUUCUCCACACCAACAGCAAGGCCUUUACUGCCAAGACGUCCUGUGUGCGUCGCCGCUACCGUGAGUUCGUGUGGCUGAGAAAGCAGCUGCAGAGGAACGCUGGUUUAGUCCCUGUACCUGAACUUCCUGGGAAGUCAACCUUCUUUGGCAGCUCAGAUGAGUUCAUCGAGAAGCGCCGGCAAGGUCUGCAGCACUUCCUGGAAAAGGUCCUGCAGAGUGUGGUCCUCCUGUCGGACAGCCAGCUACACCUCUUCCUGCAAAGCCAGCUCUCGGUGCCUGAGAUCGAAGCCUGUGUCCAGGGCCGAAGCCCCAUGACCGUUUCCGACGCCAUUCUUCACUACGCUAUGUCAAACUGCGGCUGGGUCCAGGAGGAGAGGCGAGGUCCUUCUCACCUGGCUAAAGGAGACCAGCCAAAGAGUUGCUGCUUUCUUCCCAGAUCGGGCAGGAGGAGCUCUCCCUCCCCACCUCCCAGGGAAGAAAAGGACCAUUUGGAGGUGUGGGCUCCUGUUGUUGACUCUGAAGCUCCUUCCUUGGAAAGCCCCCCUCUGCCACCCUCCCCCUCGCCAUCAUGCUGUGAUUUUACAAGACCGGAUGAGGGAACAUCUGCUCCUCAGCCAGUGAGGAGGGCCGCGGCAGGGGACCCUGCCGUGCCUUUGGACCCUGGGCAGUUAGAAACAGUUUUGGAAAAAUGAGCUUCUGGUCUGAGUCCUGAGUUCUGCUCCAAGGCGGCACAGGGAUUGGUCGGAGUGGGAUCGGGCACAGGGCAGGUGUGGGCAGUUGGGCCACCACUGUCUUACGGUCGCUUCUGUUCAGGUUGGUUGCACAGAGGUGGAUGGCAACAGCUCCUCAAGCUUCCUCCACGGAAUUAAACACUGUGCAGCUGUAAGUUAGGCUUUAGGCCCUCGGGCCGUUGGUUUUGCAGGAGACAUGAGGUGUAUUUACUCCCCUGGGAGCUGAGUUUCUUUAGAUGUUCCUGAAUGGGCCAGGGAGCAUUGCCUCAGGUGACUGGUUUUGGGGGCAGAUGUUAAGCUGUCCUAUAGAAUACUGACCCAGCGGAAAUGCUUGCAUAGUUGUAUUGCCAGGGGCUGUGUUUUUGUUGCGGCCCUUGGAGCACUUUCUUUCUGGGAGGCUGGUCUCUUGCCUGCCUCCUCUCACUGACCCGGUGGUGAACGCUGAUUUUCCCACCCCCUUGCCCGCCUUCACUAAUACCAUGGAACUGAACGGUGCUGUGACUCCUGUCGCCGGCGUUCCCUGCAUACCCCAAGACCUCAGUCUCACCGUGUGGGGCCGAGACUCAUGGAAUAGCUCACGGCCAUCUGCUGAAGAGGAGUGGUCAGCACAGCCGGAGAAAAGGCAGCGGCCCAGGGGGUUUUGUUUUAGAAAAGGCCGUCCUGGGUCCUGGGUCCUGAGCUGUCGCUGUCCCCUCUGGUUAUAAAGCAGAGGCGUGACUAUGUUUCCUGCAGGGUUAGCGUGGGCUCCUCGUUUUUUUGAAUCCUUCUCUUCUCCCUUAGUAACAGCCCCUGCCCCCAGGGCUUCAGCUACCACAGCGUCCCUCUGCUGUGUGGCAGGGAGGCCGUCUGUUCAGUCCAAUGGGACGCAAGGGCUUUGUUUGUGCUUGGAGAGGGCUCUGGGGAUGGAGAUGAGGAACGACAAGCCUUCAGACAAUGAGGCGUUCUGCCCUCCUGCUGCCGUAAUUCCUCCCCGCUGAGAAGCCGGCGCGGGGAGGAGAGCUGCCAGCUCCGGGCUGGUUCUGUGCGUGGCCGGGCACUCAGGUGUGGCUGUGCGGCUCUCCCCUCGCCCACCCCUGCCUCCUCCAGCCGCCCCACCCCGUCCGGGGGCUCCUUUACUACCAGCCUGGGCUGUGGGCCUGUCAUGGCAUUUGGUUCAGAGUUGAGGGGCUUUGGCCUGAAAUAAAAUUCCAAGUAUUUAA